UCCGUUGUUGUCGCUUACGUGGAGACAGGAAGUGUCUUCCCUUGGUUUCCGGGUUGGAGUCUCGGUUGUUGUGUGUCUACGAUGGCCCAGGACUCCGCGCUUUCUCUCCGGGUGUCGGAGAUCAGCGACCCGGCGCUUCUCUUUGAGCGCUACAACACCGAGGAGAUCCGCGGGAUCGAGCGCAAAGUGCGCGGGGAGAUCGAGCAGAACCAGACUCCGUGGCAGCUGAAGUUCUACACCACGGCCUCCCAGAUCAAGCUGCUGUUGGAGAUCCCGGAGCGGGUUUGGAGCGCCAUGGAGGCAUCUCACUACCUCCAAGCCACGCAGCUCUACCUGCUGUGCUGCCACCUGCACCACCUGCUGCAGCUGGAGGCCACCGCAGCAGGCCUCUACAGCUCCGUCCUCGUCCGGUUCCCCAUCCUCGUCCGACAGGUUGCCACCACCGAACACUUCAGGGCAGCCAUCCUGCUGGACAGCAGGGCUCUGCUGAGGGGCCGUGCGGUGUCGGACCAGGCCAUCGCUGAAGCCUUGGUGUCCAUCAUGCUGCUUGAAGACAGCUCUCCUCGCCAGGCUCUGGCUGACUUCUUGUUGGCCCGGAAAUCAUCCAUACAUCAGCUGCUGAACCAGCCGCAGCACGGUGCAGGGAUCAAGUCCCAGGUGUGCAGCCUCGUGGAGCUGCUGGUCACCACUCUGUUUCAGGCCUACGCCAUCUUCUACCUGCCCCCAGAGGGCAGCCCCCGGCCAGGGGAGGAGGCUUUGAGCUGUGGCAUGCUCUUCUCUGUCCUGGACAACUGUGUUGUUUCCAGCUGUAAGGACGACAUCUGCCACGGCGUUGGAAGCCUUCUGGUCUACGUCACGAGCCUGAAGGGGCUCGCCGCCAUCAGAGAUGCUGUCUGGGACCUGCUGUCAGCAGACUCCAUCAGUCAGCACUGGAGCGCCGUCUGCCAGCGUCUGCUGGAGCACCCCCUCGCCGUCUGGGAGGACAUCCUGCAGCAGCUUUUCCUCCAGCGGCUGCAGCUGCUAUUGGACCGCUCUGACUCCACUCUGGCCACGGUCCCUUCCUCUGCUGAUAAGCCAUCCUCAUCCUCGUUUAACCGCUUCAUCGACUCCUCAGCGGUGGAGGAGGCGCUGCGCGGCGGCUGUUUGGCCUGUGUUCACCACAUCCUGUCCUUCAUCCGGUCACAGCUGGCUGCGGUCUCGCCAGACUCCAGGCCCGUCUGCCUCAGUGCAGUUCUGUUCAUGGCCAGGCUGUGCCAGUCUAUGGGCAAGCUGUGCCCCAACCUGAAGCAUUGCAUCCUGGGAAAGCAGGGUGGUUUGGACAGCGCCGCCAAAGGGACCCCGAGGCAAGGCAGGAAGCUGGGCAAGCUGACAGAGGUCAGGCCGUCCCAGGACAAGUGGGAGGCGCUGAAGGAGGAGCUUCUUGGCUGCAGUAUGGAGGCCUACCGCAUCUGGAGCGCCGCCCUUUCUAAAGGGCUGUUGGAGAAGUUUGGCGUGGUGCUUCAUGCUGAGUCUGCAGGCACCAUCUUAGCCACAGCAACUAACUGGGAGGAUCUGGAGAUCCAGGAGGAGGCGGAGUCUGGAAGCAGCGUUACGUCCAAAAUCCGUCUUCCAGUACAGCCGACGUGGUUCGUGCAGUCGCUGCUGUUCCAGCUGUGCGUGGAAAUAAACAGGGUGGGAGGCCACGCCCUUCCUCGCUCCACCCUCCAGGAGUUUCUGCAGACCUGUUUGACUGAAGUCCUGCACCAUUACCACAGCCUGACACAGACCAGCAGCACGGUAUGUAUGUCUUACAGAUUCCAUGAAACCUGUGAUUGGCUGGAGAGCUUCAUUGACCCCUUUGACCUGGACGUGUUUACACCUCACCUGAACGCCAGCCUCAACCGCCUGUCUCAAAGGACCUUGGUCCUGCUGGGGCUCCUGACAGGCUCAGAGAAGCAGUUUGCUUUGCGAAGCAGCAGUUUGAACUCCCAGGAUCCUUACAACAUACUGCCGCUAGCCAGCAGCCAGAUCAGGUUCGGGCUGCUGCCUCUCAGCGUCUCACAUGUGCAGAAAUCCAAAGCAGCUUCCAGAAGCUCUGAAGCUCCUCAGCAGCUGGUGGCUCCUCAGUCCUUCGCAGCAGGCAGCGAUGACAGCUUCCGGCCCGGCAGCCUUUUCAGGCAGCUCGCUGAUCAGGAUGAAGACACAGCAGCGACUUCUUUAUUCAAGCUUAACUGGCUCUCUGGGAUGGGCAAAUAAUCAGCUGGCUGCUUUGUUACAGUGACAUGUACAGUAAAUACUCUUGUGUUGACAAAA
Messenger RNA from Neolamprologus brichardi, 2292 nucleotides. NCBI's taxonomy places the organism in Eukaryota, Metazoa, Chordata, Actinopteri, Cichliformes, Cichlidae. The record is from RefSeq and is a predicted model, not a curated record.